Aureococcus anophagefferens is the source of this 630-nucleotide messenger RNA. RefSeq lists its product as hypothetical. Gene Ontology annotation, biological process: translation. The transcript has a single exon. Gene Ontology annotation, molecular function: structural constituent of ribosome; RNA binding. Lineage: Eukaryota; Pelagophyceae; Pelagomonadales; Pelagomonadaceae. Gene Ontology annotation, cellular component: ribosome. The record is from RefSeq and is a predicted model, not a curated record. Bases 1 to 630 code for a protein of 209 amino acids.
AUGGAGAACGACCAGUACGGCAUCCUCCGGUCCAAGAAGCUGCCGGGCCUCACCUGGCCCGAGGACCUCGAGGGGGGCCCGGCGCCGCGCGCGCCGGAGCCCAAGCCCGAGCCCGCGGGGCCCGAGGGCCGCUGGGCGGAGACGAUCGUGAAGAUCGACCGCGUGCAGAAGGUCGUCCGCGGGGGCACGAUCAUGCGCUACCGCGCGCUCGUCGCCGUCGGCAACCUCAUGGGCGCCGGCGGCUUCGCCUUCGGCAAGGGCCACAGCCCCCAGGACGCCGUCGCGCGCGCGAGCCGCCGCGCGAAGACCGAUCUCCGCUUCGUCGACCGGCACCGCGACGUCGCGCUGGCCCACGACGUCCGGGGCAAGCACAACAACUGCACCGUCGACAUCUACGCCGUGCCCCCGGGCAAGGGCAUGGUCGGCGGCGCGCUGGGGCGGGCCAUCAUGACGCAGCUCGGGUUCUCCUCCUUCACGAUCAAGGCGCGCGGCCGCCGGUCGCCCUACUCCUACGUCGCCGCGACCUUCGACGCUUUGGCGAACCUCGCGUCCGUCGAGGACAUCGCGCGGAAGCGCGGCCGGCGCAUCCUCGAGAUCGAGCACGCGCUCGACCGCGGGCGGCGCUACUGA